UUCACGGAAAGUAAAUGAUAAAAUACUUCAUACACUGAAUGUUUUGAAAACAUGCCACAGUUGUACUGCGAGUCCCGGACCCAUGGUUUGUUUACUUCCAGUGCAUAUCAAGCAACGUUCGGUGUGGCAAGGACAUGAAAAAAGAUUUAAUCUAGCGUAAUUGAUAAUUGUAUGUCAUUUUCUAACGCUUUGUAAGCGUUGCUUCAUUAUGGCACAGUUGAUUUGAGAUGCUACUCGUUCUUUCACUUCAUAAAGCUGGGAUCAGCGACGAGGUGGAGCUCUCAAACCGACAGCAGUGACUCACAAAGAAAGCGGCACCCGGUUUGUAAUAGUAGAGUGAACGGGUGACAAAUUAGGAUAAUAUUAUGUUAUUACUACACUUUAUUACAUAUUUAGUUCCUAAAUAAGCACAACAAGGUCCAGGUCGCACUAUUCGCAAAUGCCGAAAUUUACAGAAAAGAGUUCAAUGUUUAGAUUGAUAAUCAGACAAACUCGACCUGCAGUGCGUUUCUAUAGUUCAGGUGAGCACUGUAAACACCCCUGGCAAAGGUUCGGUCACUUGCAACAAACCCCUUCCCCAUAGGCCUCCACGUGCAAUAACUCGCACAUACAACACGCUCCUGCGGAACCCUGCUCUCUGGUUCCACACCUGCAUGUCACGUGACUGCCCAAAAAUGCCCACCUUUUAGGUAAUUGAAACAAGAAACGUCAACAAAUUUUCUGCUUUUCCGAGCACGAUUAGAGUCCAACAGUCUGAUUUGAGCUCGCAGACAGCUGCAUAAUUUCGUAGAUUCACCGGAACGCAUUCUUAAACAUCGUUGUUAUUGAAGUCACAAUUAUCCGUUUGCUAGCUGAUUGUCCCCAUUUCAUCAAAAGCUUGACUCAUUCUAUAUUUGAUUUUCCGUGCGAAUUUCUCCAUAGAUUUAAUUUCUUUUUCACCAUGGUCAAUUGAAAUUGUUUCUUUUGGUUUACGUUGUACCUUGCGCCGGUAAAGCACCCAAACUGGCUGUGUCAACAAACCAUCAGACACUGAUCCCCCGUGGGAAGGCGGCUGACGGCAGGGGCCAAUUAAGGCAGUAGCCCCCCGUCCACAAACAGUCUGGGCUCUCAUCCCGCGAGGCGCUGCCUGGCACGGGGCAUCGAUCCCCGGGCCAGAUCGAUAGACUCGGGGAAAACACAGCGGAUCAGUUACACUCCAAUAGCUAUCCCGUGUUUCUACAGUAUAUUUAAAAACAAUGGUCGACCCCCGGCCAGCCCCAUCCAUCAUCACACCCUCGUUAUUAAUAGUCGACACGCUUACAUUACCCCCAUCAUUAAUUAAAAUAUGAUUAUGCAAUUGGAAACUCUUUUAAAUUUAACGACAAGAGACCCAGGGCCUCUAAUAUUCCCAUCACAAUACAGUGCAAGACUGCGACAAAUAUUUGCGGUCACCGAUUUACAGUUUCUCAAUUACGGGAAAAAGCCACGUAUGAUUGACAAGAGAGUGCGAGUUAAAAAGUAUAAAGCCCAGACAACGGAGACAGCACUGGUUGCGUCAAUAAGCAAUUAACGUACGUUGUCGAUUUUUUUUCAGAUUUCACAAAGGAAUGUGCAAUGAUAAAGUUUUACUUCGAGUCAUGGUGAUCUUACCACGUGUUUGCGUGUGUGACACUUUUACAUCCUGCUUUUUUAAAAGCACCCUCAAAUCAGUGGUUCGCAGACGACAGUCGCAGGGUCCUCCUUUAUCCAGUCACUAUAAGCACCUCAGCGGCUUGGGGUACAAGUCUGACUGAGUGUCGAGAUCUUGACAAUCAGCGGUUAAAGAAUUUUGCGGGUUUCCUGUACUAAUCAUUGAAGAUUCCACUUCUCACACCCACACGUCGCAGAAAAACGCAUAUAGCUGGAUGUCCUUCGUCUGUCAAAACAAUUGGCAUAACUCAUGGAUUGUUCUACAGGGACCAAGGGACAGCGUCAUGCACUUAAGGUUGUUUGCACUGUUGGUGCUCUCGCUGCUAGUUAGCACGAUCGACGCGAAUCCACUGUUGUCACAAAGUCAUGUUGACAAGGAAUUGGAUGAUCCAACAGAAACUCGAAUGAAACACGAACGACAAUACAGACUCUUCAGUAGUUGCAGUAACAAACUAGUACAGAUUCAAGGCAGAGGAAAAGGGAGCAACAUAGACGCAUUAGGAGCUGAGGACAGUAUAUAUGCUGACUUAGUAGUCGAGACGCAUACAUUCGCCGGACGGCUUAAAAUUAAGAGCAAAAUGACCGGCUACACCCUUUGUUUCAACCGGCGGGGCAGGUUGAUAAUCAAGUCAAAUGAUGACGGCGACAGAUGCGUUUUCACCGAGAUCCUGACGCCAGAUGGGUUUUCAGAAUUUCAGUCGGUGGCCAACAAAAAAUGGUAUCUGGGAUUCAAUAAAAGAGGGAAGGUAAUGAAAGGCUACAAGGCUGGAUCGAAAAAAAGAAAGUGCGCCAAAUUUACAAAAGACGUGGACUAUACUGUAGCCCUAAGGAAAACGGACAAGACAUUUAAUACAUGGAGCCCUAACAUGGAUGGUCCUAUCGCAGAGUUAGAAAAGAGACCAAGACUCAGACACCAAAAGUCUAAAAAUGCGAAAGCGAACACACCAAGGAGUCCGCUCUUGUGGCACUUGAUCCGCCCCGAGAACACGUGACCUUCCCGUCCAUGCAAUGCCCCCCAGGUGCUUGUCUUCAUCCCCGGCAUUGAGAGCGGCCGGCCCUUGCUGGUGCGGGCCCCGGGUCAGUGUGCAAUCAAAGCAGUAGCAGCAAUGGCAGCGCCUUCAUGGCACCUAUUAUGGUACCCUCUUUUGACGGGGGAACCUUGCUUGCCCGCUAUCUGCAAACAGUUGGUGUCAAAUCGUCUUACCUUGGUGUCCGCCGGUGCAUCACCACCACCACCACGUACGUCGCCAUGACAACAUCGUCAGUUACUAAGACAGCGCGCGGGUUGGUUGACUGCCCCGUGGUCACCAACGACGCUGUGGUCAGUCCAAUGGAUUAACGUGCUUCCUCGUCGCCUAGUCGUUCCUGGCUUUCAGAGGGCUUUAACGGCCAGUGGCAUGAGAACUAGAGAGAAUAUGGCGUAAAGACGAAUGCAGAAUUCGUCGACCUGUUGGUCUUCUGAGAGAUCUGUUCAAAGAGACUCAGGUCCUUCAACUACACACGCUUAGACAGACUCCUUAAAGAACUACAUAAGUGUUCCGUUGGAGAUAUUGUGAUAUUUGUCAGACAACACAUUUGUGUUCCGUGCAUUCAUUUCCAUUAUUCGCUGUUGCAUUUAUUUAUUUAAACCCCAAAGACAAAUCUCUAACUCUGUGAAGAGUAAUCAUUUGUGUACGAGAGAAUGUAGUGGUCGUUAUCCUUAGAGGAGUAUUAGGUGCUUUCAGUGUUUCCAUGGCAGCAAGCAAGUCUGCUCUCUGCAAACUAGAGAAUGAAUAUUAAUAUCAAUGUUAUCAGUGUCAUGUUAAUUUUAAGUUUUAAGAUAUAUAAGAUAAGUCGUUGUCAGAUGGAGGAGAAAGGGAACAAAACUAAGAGAAAGGAGGCGAAAAUUGUGAGCACACAAAGACAUUUAGUUUGCCAAUGCCCGGAGGAAUCACCCGGGUCAAAUUAUCUCUGUGAAAAACCACAAUUUACCGUCACAGUGGCCCACUCUACAAAUCCCAAAUCUCAGUCCCUACAGCCUUAUCAAGUCGGGGUUGCUCGGGUCACCCCUUGUCUUACCCCCACCGCACACCAAAUCAGACCAAAACUCUUGUACUGUGAUAACCUAACCUCCUACCUGCGUUGUCAGCCUCCGAUCUAUGACGUGCAAUAUUGAUAUACCUUUGGCUUCAAAAUAUCUCUCAGCCCUCUCUCACCCCCAGCAAACUGUCGGUCAACCUGUUCAGUGGCACGGUCUGACUACUUCAAAACAAUUAACAUUGAGAACUUUAUCGCUAAAGACCUCUUCAUGAAAUAGCAUCUCUCAUUGUAGAACCUCACGACGUAUGUAUCAUUUAAUCAAUGCAAAGGGAAAGCUACCCACUUUCACCCCCAGAGAUUGUGCAAAGUACCGAUAUCAGUAUGUACCAAGUGCUCGCAAUUUUCAGUCACUUUUUAGACAAAGAAUUCACUGCCAGCUUGUUAUAAGUGAGCUUAGUUCAGCACACUUUGAUGAGAUUGACUGAAUGAAGUAUUAGUAGAAUAUUACAUGUGCGGCAACAAACAAGACAGGGUUUUAGACAGUACAUGUACGUGUAGGCCAGACUCCCUUUGUUCCAACCGACGGAACUGCACAAAUACGCAUGUGCAGUGACAUGUAAUGUGUAUUUUUUCAACUCCACAUUUCGCAAGAAAAAAUGUUGAUGGAAAUAACUUUUUUUAUUAAUAAUACAAACUCGUCAUUAGCUUCUAUUUAUUUCGAUCUCAUUUAUUGUACUUGUAUAUACGGUUGUAAAUACUGUUCAUUAAACCAAAGAAUAUAUUUAUUUAAUAAAACAGUCAAAGUACUAUGAAACUCUA
This is a messenger RNA of Lingula anatina, 4506 nucleotides long. Its product is annotated as fibroblast growth factor 8. The record is from RefSeq and is a predicted model, not a curated record. Gene Ontology annotation, molecular function: growth factor activity. NCBI's taxonomy places the organism in Eukaryota, Metazoa, Brachiopoda, Lingulata, Lingulida, Lingulidae.